Molecule: messenger RNA, 1617 nt
Organism: Fundulus heteroclitus (mummichog)
Lineage: Eukaryota; Metazoa; Chordata; Actinopteri; Cyprinodontiformes; Fundulidae
Product: la-related protein 6
Exons: 3
Coding region: 416-1519 (367 amino acids)
Cellular component (GO): nucleus
Molecular function (GO): mRNA binding
Source: RefSeq, a predicted model, not a curated record
AGAAUCACGUUGCUGAUCCGAUUGUGCGCUCAGCUCGGAGCAGCACUGCAGAAAUUCACACCUCUAAUGGUGUUGCUGCUCUUUGUGUUGGCGCGCCGCUGUUAUCUCUGCUGUGCAGAGCAGAGCUUAGUUUUAGCGCUAAUAAUAAUAUUCAGUUCAUGACAGCUAAUAGCGUGCCCACAUGAAGCUCAUUUACAGGAGUAAAUUGUUUUGACUGCAACUUGUCUCUGUUUUGCCGGGCUGCGUUGUGUGGGGCAGAAUUCUGGCUGUGUGCAUUUUACAAAAUGUUGUUUUGGAUACCACGCCGGCAACUGGCAUCACUGUGGCUGGAUAAACAAACUUUCUGCAUGCUGUGUUAUACCUCUGCAGUAGUUUUAAUUUGUCUCUCUCUGAACAUCUGUGUUUAACGUGGAAAAUGGCAGAACUGGCAUGCUUAGGAGGCACAAUGCUUCAUCUGAACGGAAAUAGCGCGCAGUCUAACCAAGACGCAGAGGACCGUGAAGCGGAGUUACUCUGCCUGAAGAUCAAGGAGCACUUGGAGGAAAUGUUCUCCGACGGCCACCUGGCGGAGGACGGCUUCCUGCUGAAGCACAUGCAGAAGAACAAGCAGGGUUACGUCAGCCUCAAGCUUCUCACUUGUCUGAAAAAGAUAAAGGCCCUGACCGCAAACUGGUACAUGACUCUUGCGGCCGCAGAGUGCUCAGACCUUCUGGAGCUGAACGACGAAUGCACCAAGGUCCGACGCAAAGAGCCUCUUCCUCAGUGGCUGAUGUGCUCCCCCACCAGCCGGCUCCUCCUCAUCUGGGACGCUUCCGAGGAGCAGAGCGGAGGAGACGCAGCGGACUCGGGGCAGCCUUCGCUCUUGCUGAGCGUCCUCCAGAGGUUCGGGAUUCCGGGUGACGUGGCUUCAGUCUGGAUCCUGCAUCCCGGAGAGGAGCUUCCCAAGGAACUGCAAUGCUACGCCAAGCGCCACAGAGAGCUCGGCCAGCUCUUGUGUGCCGUGAUCAAGUUUAAUAGCUUGGAGUCGGUCCGUAGGGCCUUCAGCGCUCUCGCAGAAGAGAAGAUUGAUGGGAGGGGCCUGUGCGUGGUGCCUUUGGGAUGGCAAUCAGUGCAGGGCAUCAACAAGCCUGACCCAUCAGAGAAGAACAAAGGAGACGGGACAUGUUCCAUGGGAGAUCCUCUGGAAAGUUCUCCCUCACCUCUCACGGUUUCUGAAGAAACAGCCGAAGCACACCAUCCUCAAGCGUGCCAGGAUAUCUCCAGCUCCAGUAAGAACUCAUUGCGAGGAUUAACAAAGAGGUACAACUGGACAGACUGGUGCUCCGGAGACCGUAAUACACAGAUUUCUCAGUGCCCAUGGGUACUGAAACGCAAAUCUGCAGCCAGUGCAGCAAAGCCCGUGAUGGCAGAGAACCUGAAAACAACUGGCUUAAUACUAAAAGUCCUGCGGCAGCCCUUUGGCCCCGGUGAUACUAAGGGUUUUCAAGCCAGAAGGCAGAGAUACGACAUUCUUGGAUGAAAGAGCCUUAUUGGAGAUCUAGAAGAAUACUUAGCUAAGAAAAUAAAAAUAAAACAGUGAUAAGAAGACAGAACAUGUAUUUAUAUUAAAGAAGUAAG